AUGCUCCAUGCUCAGAAAACUAUCUUAGCGCGAGAAACCUUCAAGUUCCGGUAUCAUGGUGUAACUUCUGUUGGUUUCCGCCGCUCCAUAGUCAGACCCGCGUUGUGUUUUUGCAUGCAGCCAGAAAAUCUACCAUGGACUCAAAGGACAUUCGCAUCGGCCGCAGAGGGAUUGACUAGGGACGAGAGCCGUAUUGCUCACCACCAGUUCCAAGAUAUUGCCUCCAUGACUAGAACAUCUAAUUUAGAUAAAGAUUCAUCGCCGACCACCUCCGACUCAUUCCUACAGGGAGGGGCGGCCAACUACAUCGACGAGAUGUUUAGGUCAUGGAAACAGGAUCCAGAGUCUGUUCAUGUCUCUUGGAGGACAUACUUCCGCAACAUGGAAGACCGGUCAAGGCCCGCAUCUGAGGCGUUCCAGCCACCACCAGGACUUCUAUCCUCUCGUCAACCGUUGGCCGCACCCGGGCUUGACUCCAGCCAGACAGCCGAGGUGUUGCUGCAUCUCAAAGUCCAGCAUUUGGUGCGUGCUUAUCAGUCCCGGGGACACUACCAUGCCAAAACAGAUCCCUUGGGUGAACGGGCCAGUGCCUUUCACGUGGGUGGUCUCGCACGCGCCGUCGAGCUUGAGCCAUCUUACUAUGGAUUUACUGAGAAGGACAUGGACCGCCAUUUCAACCUCGGCCCCGGCAUACUUCCUCGCUUCGCAACGGAGACCAAAAAGUCAAUGAAGCUACGCGACAUUAUAUCGGCCUGUGAACAGAGGUACUGCGGCAGCUAUGGAGUUGAGUUUCUGCACAUCCCAGACCGUGCCAAGUGUGACUGGUUAAGGGACCGUCUUGAGAUACCCAACCCGACAAAGUUCUCGUUAGAGGAGAAACGUCGAAUUCUUAAUGGCCUCAUCUGGGGGACGUCUUUUGAACGAUUUCUAGCUGCAAAGUUUCCCAACGAGAAGCGUUUCGGCUUGGAUGGCUCUGAAGGACUCGUCCCUGGUGUCUUGUCAAUGAUUGACCACAGCGUUGACGUCCAUGGUGUGCGAGAUAUCACGAUUGGCAGCUGUCAUCGCGGGCGCCUGACCAUGCUUGGUACUGUGUAUGGAAAGGCACCAGAAGCGAUAUUUGCUGAAUUCGCUGGGCGGGUUCGCUCGGACAUGCUGCGAAACAUGGCUGGUGAUGUCAAGUACCAUCUUGGCCACCAGGGCCAGCGGAUCUCCCCAGAUGGGCAUACUGUGGAUAUUUCUGUUCUUGCGAACCCCUCGCAUCUCGAGGCUGUUGAUCCCGUUGCCACAGGCCAGGCAUUUGCAAAACAGCGAUUGAACAACGACCUGGAGAAGAAGAGGAACAUGUGUGUCACUCUUCACGGCGAUGCUGCUAUUGCAGGACAGGGCGUUGUGUACGAGACUCUCGGCCUAUCCCGCCUACCGGCCUAUGAUGUAGGUGGCACAAUUCGGCUUGUUGUUAACAAUCAAGUUGGAUUCACUACGGAUGUUCAUUGUUCCAGAUCAACUCCUUAUGCAUCAGACAUUGCCAAGGUUGUUGAUGCGCCCAUAUUCCAUGUCAAUGCUGAUGACGUAGAGUCGGUUGUCUUCCUCUGCAAACUAGCGGCUGACUGGCGGGCAACGUUUCAUACCGACUGCGUUGUAGAUAUUAUCUGCUACCGGAAGUUUGGCCACAACGAAUUCGACCAGCCCAGCUUUACACAGCCUCUGAUGUACCAGAAGGUUGCUGCACAGACACCGUCAUUAGAGAAAUAUGCCCAGAAGCUAGUGUACGAAGGCUCGUUCACGAUAGAAGAGAUCGAUGCUGAGCGCGAGAUUGUGUGGAACCGUCUGAAUGAUAUAUACGACACCAGCAAGGAGUUCGUCUCGUCUCGGGAAGUUUUCACAGCCCCAUGGCAGAGUCUAAAGUCUCCGGAGAGUCUGAAGAACCAUAUCCUACCGCCCGCCACCACGGCCAUUGACCAAACGAUCGUUGAGCAGGUGGCUACCAAGGCUCUAAGCGUUCCAAGUGGUUUCCAACUACAUAGCAACUUGGAACGAAUCCUUGCGGGUCGCAAGAAGGCCCUGGACAACGGAACAGUCGACUGGUCUACCGCAGAGGCAAUAGCCUUCGGAAGCCUAUGUCUGGAGAACUAUCCAGUACGUCUUACAGGGCAGGACGUCCAACGGGGAACAUUCUCACAGCGCCAUGCUGUGCUACACGACCAGGAGACUGGCGAGUCUUGGACACCCUUGAACAAUCUUUCCCCGAAACAGGCACGAUUCGAGGUCGAGAACUCACCAUUGAGUGAGUUUGGUGCCCUGGGCUUUGAGUACGGCGUGACAUUGGCCGAUCCUCACUCACUCGUUAUGUGGGAGGCUCAGUUCGGGGAUUUCGCAAAUAACACACAGGUCAUCAUUGACAAUUUCAUUGCCAGUGGCGAGACAAAAUGGCUUGACCGGUCUGGCCUAGUCCUCUCUUUGCCUCACGGCUAUGAUGGACAAGGCGCCGAGCACUCCUCUGCCCGCAUCGAGCGCUUCUUGAUGCUCUGCUCGGAGGAGGGUAGGUUAUAUCCAUCUGAACCUGAGCGUGCUCAUCAAGAUGCCAAUAUGGGAUUGGUCUACAUGACUACGCCCGCGAAUUACUUUCACGUUUUACGUCGGCAGAUGGCAAGAGAGUACAGAAAGCCACUGGUCAUCUUUUUCUCAAAGUCGCUUCUUCGCCACCCCUUAACACGCUCUGAUAUUGCUGACUUCACUGGCUCAUCAACAUUCCAACCAGUCAUCGCUGAUCCUGAGCACGGCCACUCGAUUGAGGACCCAGAAUCCAUCCAGCGCGUUGUUCUCUGCUCGGGACAAGUAUAUGCAGCGAUCCAGAAGCAUAGAGAAGCGGCAGGCAUCAAGGACGUGGCCAUCACGAGAAUAGAGGAGCUUCAUCCCUUCCCCUGGGCCGAGGUAAAAUCCAUUCUUGAUCAGUACAAGAAUGCCAAGACGAUUGUUUGGGCACAAGAGGAGCAAUACAACGGUGGAGCGUGGCAUUAUAUGCGCGAUCGAUUAAACGCAGUCCUUGACGAGACAGACCACCUUGCUGGACGUCGCGUGCUCUUUGCGGGUCGUGGAACAAGCGCCAGCCCGGCUACAGGUCUCAAGCAUCUUCACUAUGCUGAGGAGAAAGCACUCCUUGAUGAUGUGUUCAAUGUUCUGAAGUAG
Molecule: messenger RNA, 3186 nt
Organism: Fusarium mangiferae
Lineage: Eukaryota; Fungi; Ascomycota; Sordariomycetes; Hypocreales; Nectriaceae
Exons: 3
Coding region: 1-3186 (1061 amino acids)
Biological process (GO): tricarboxylic acid cycle
Cellular component (GO): oxoglutarate dehydrogenase complex; mitochondrion
Molecular function (GO): thiamine pyrophosphate binding; oxoglutarate dehydrogenase (succinyl-transferring) activity
Source: RefSeq, a predicted model, not a curated record